AAGAGUCAUCACAGGAAGUUCAGAACGUUUUCUGUCGGAACCCUCACUACAUCAAGGACAAGAUGGUGUUCACUGUAAAGGACAUGACCUUCAAGGCUGGUCAGGAGCUGACCAUCUCUGGCAAACCAAAGUCUGGAUGUAGUUUAUUCUCCAUCAAUAUCGGUCAUGAUUCUAACAACAUCGCGCUCCACUUCAACCCUCGCUUUAACUACCAGAGCGACAGCAACAUCAUUGUGUGCAAUUCCAAUCAAGGAGGAUGGGGCGAGGAGAUGAGGGAACACUGCUUCCCAUUCAGCCUGGACGAAUCCUUCAAGGUGGUGGUCAGCUUCAACAACGACCAAUUUUAUAUCAAACUUCCUAACGGCACCAUGAUGAGCUUCCCCAAUCGCUUUGGCGAUGACAGCUUCAAGCACAUUGACGUGCAAGGUGAUGUCAAGGUUCAGGGCAUCAAGAUCAAAUAAGGAGGUCUGCAGUGAUUUUCAUCCGAAGAACAUCCAAGCAAUGUGCUAGUCCAUCCAUCCUAAAUAUGUAAUCUGUAACCCAGGCUUUUGUCACCAUGUCUCUAAGUUGAGGGUCCUGGAAAAAAAACUUGUUUGGUGCAUGAUCCUGUCAAGUAGGGUGUCUAAACAGGAAGAGCUAAACAAUUGUUAAAAAAUAAAAAAAUAAAAAAAAUA
Molecule: messenger RNA, 674 nt
Organism: Silurus meridionalis
Lineage: Eukaryota; Metazoa; Chordata; Actinopteri; Siluriformes; Siluridae
Gene: lgals2b
Product: lectin, galactoside-binding, soluble, 2b
Exons: 4
Coding region: 63-461 (132 amino acids)
Molecular function (GO): laminin binding; galactoside binding; carbohydrate binding
Source: RefSeq, a predicted model, not a curated record